AUGGAUUUUAUCGACCCCGUAGUACAACCAAAGGCUGACACCACCGCCGAUAACACUCCUCAAGCUGUCAACCAAUUGGAGAAUGAAAUUGAUAAAGCCUACACUACCGUAGAGAAGAAAUUUGCUGAUUUAUGGACCUCAGUAGGUAAGAACACCGAAGAGUUACAACAGAAAUACCACUUGGAAGAACACAAAAACGAAUUAUUGAAGCAAUUGAAUGAUGCCAGAGCCAACAUUGAAGACAAAACCAAAGCCAAGGAACAUUUGGCCGAAUUUGAAGCAAAAAUCAAGUCUUUGUCAGAACAAAUCCCCGUCAAGGCCCUUGACUUGAAAUCAAUUGACUUGAAAGCUUUAGGUACUCAAGCCAAUGGAUACCUCGAUACCUUGGACUCCAAGUUAGAGGUGGUAGAACAACAGGCUGGUAAAUAUGUCAGCCAAUUCACUUCCUUUUUGUCUGGGAUUGUGUCUGUGAACCAAGAUGCGACUCCCCCUGAGAAGGAGGACAAAGAGGUUUUAUUUACCACAAAGUUAGGUUCCAAUCCUAACUAUGGAACUUCUAGGUACGACAGUGACUUGUUUAAGUUACACACCACCCCAGAGUUGUACUUGGACGAAAAGUUGGACGGAGACUUGAAGAGCUUCGACGUAGAUUCUAAGACUAAAGAUAUCAGUGAUCUUGUAGCAAGAUACGAUAAUACGUUACACAAACUCAUGAAUGAGUUAGUACCCGUCAAAAUCGCAUACAAUGUGUUUUGGUACAGAUACUUCAAAUUGGAGGAUAACUUGAAGAAACAAGAUGAACAAAGAAAGAAGUUAUUGGAGACCAAAGAGACUAAGAAAGCUGAAGAAGAUGAUUUCAAUUGGGAUGAUGAUGAUGAUGAAGAGCCAGUUGAUGUUGGUAAAGAUGUGAAGGAUAAAGAUGAUUGGGAAUGA
Molecule: messenger RNA, 933 nt
Organism: Yamadazyma jaroonii
Lineage: Eukaryota; Fungi; Ascomycota; Pichiomycetes; Serinales; Debaryomycetaceae
Source: the annotation of a GenBank genome assembly